UUUUUUUUUUUGGUUUCUCUCUUCCUUGACCUCUCUCUUCCAUAAUCUUGCUCUGUGAUUUUUAGGGUUUUCCGCGCUGGAAUCUUUGUUAAUUUAAGGUUCUAUUUAUCUGGAAUUGGAGGCAGGGUCGGAAAUAAAAGGGGUAAAAGUUGUUGCUGUUGAGGAAGAAAGCAAAAAUCUUGGAGGAACAGGUGGAAAUAAUGGGGAAAGUGUUUCGGGAGGAGAGGCCAACGGAAGCAUCUAAACAUAGAAGGAGAUUGAAGAGUUCAAAUAAGUAUCUGAAACCUGGUGCUCUUGCUCGGUAUGGUAAAGCUGCGGAGGCCAAGUUGUGUACUGAUCUUGGAAAGAAGAGGGUGGCGGUUGUGGGUGCAAAGAAGGCUGCCGACAACAGGGGUUUUCUGUCUGACAAUAAACGAAAUGAAAAAAGUCCUUUGAUGUUGUCACCAGUGGAUUUGCUUAAACAGAAUAGUUUUGAGAGAACGCCGAAGACUCCUCGAUCUGAUGGCUCUGAAUCAGAGUCUCGGCUGGAGUCUCUCCCCAUGGAUUUGUUGGUGAAAAUACUUUGUCACUCACACCAUGAUCAACUGAGAGCUGUUUUUCAUGUUUCUCAGAAGAUACGAAAGGCUGUUUGCAUUGCGAGGCAAUUUCACUUUAAUUACACGACCCCUGAUCGCCCUAGACAGGAGAUGCUUAGAUUAAAGACACCGCAGCCAACAGAUCACUGGCCUUUUGCAAGCAAGGGUGAUGGCAAUGGUAUAUUCAUUUCUAGCCCACAUACUCCUAAAGCUCCAAGGCACGGUCCAAGGCCACCUUCUCGUCUUAAGGCCACUGAGUUGAGACAAGUUUCUGCUAAGCUCUUCCAAGAUUCUGCUUUCCAAUCUAGGUGCAUGGUACCUUCUGUUCUCUCAAAGCCCUUAUGCAAAGCUGUUCCUUCCAAUCGUGUGCUAUUCUGUGAGGAUGAGUUAUGCCAGGCUGUUGCUGAGAAUAAGCUUCUCUGAUUUAUUUUCUUAUUGUUUAUCCUAUCCCUCGUACUCAUGUGUAUAGCUCAUUUCUUGUCAUUAUAGGUGAUUGUAGUUAGGAGGUAUGCAAUUUUGUAGCUUUGGCUUUGCAAUGGCAGAGUUAUAUGACGUAGAA
Rubroshorea leprosula is the source of this 1134-nucleotide messenger RNA. Lineage: Eukaryota; Viridiplantae; Streptophyta; Magnoliopsida; Malvales; Dipterocarpaceae. The record is from the annotation of a GenBank genome assembly.